Molecule: messenger RNA, 804 nt
Organism: Penicillium odoratum
Lineage: Eukaryota; Fungi; Ascomycota; Eurotiomycetes; Eurotiales; Aspergillaceae
Product: alpha/beta fold hydrolase
Exons: 2
Coding region: 1-804 (267 amino acids)
Source: RefSeq, a predicted model, not a curated record
AUGCCGUUUGUCCAAGCCAACACCCAUAGUCUUCACUAUUCCGACUCUCACCCUACCGGCCCGCCAACUCCAACUGGGCUCACAUUUAUUUUCAUCCACGGUCUGGGGUCUUCACAAAACUAUUACUUCCCUGUGCUCCCGCAUUUGACAUCAAAGCACCGAUGCAUCACUAUCGACACAUACGGUUCCGCGCGUUCCACAUACACCAAUGACCCGGUUUCCAUCCCGGGGAUCGCAGCCGAUGCUAUCGCUGUGCUAGAUGAACUGAAAAUCCCCAAGGCUGUCGUGGUCGGUCACUCCAUGGGUGGAUUGGCAGUCACGGAGAUAGGAGCGCGGUACCCGGAUCGGGUGCUCGGUGUCGUAGCGAUUGGGCCGAUACAUCCGUCCGAGAUGUUAGAGUCAGUUAUGAGUAAGAGAGCGGAGACUGUUUUGGAGAGUGGCAUGGAACCCAUGGCCAAUUCUAUUCCUUCUGCAGCCGUCGGAUCCCGCAGCACCCCACUUCACAAAGCCUUUAUCCGCGAAUUGCUGCUUGGUCAGGAUCCGAAAGGAUACGCGGCACUUUGUCGGGCCAUCUCUGCCGCUCAGCCGGCUGAUUAUGCUGCUGUGAUGGCUCCGUUCCUGCUUAUCGCUGGUGAGGAGGAUAAGUCGGCAUCUAUGGAGGGGUGUGAGCAUAUCUUCCAGCAUGUUUCGAGCGAGAAGAAGUCGCUUGAAGUGUUGAAGGGAGUGGGACACUGGCAUUGCAUUGAGGCUGCUGAUGAAGUUGGCUCGCUCAUUGCACAAUUUGCGAAUGGGAUUGUGGUUUGA